Messenger RNA from Anolis carolinensis (green anole), 1082 nucleotides. Its product is annotated as sororin-B-like. NCBI's taxonomy places the organism in Eukaryota, Metazoa, Chordata, Lepidosauria, Squamata, Anolidae. Gene Ontology annotation, biological process: positive regulation of exit from mitosis; double-strand break repair; mitotic metaphase chromosome alignment. Gene Ontology annotation, cellular component: nucleus. The record is from RefSeq and is a predicted model, not a curated record. Bases 36 to 830 code for a protein of 264 amino acids. The transcript has a single exon.
UUCAAAGGCGGAAGAAGGACGAGAGGAAGGCGGCAAUGGCGGGAGGAGGCCGCGGCCUCCAGAGGCGGGCUCACUCCGCAGGAGAGACCCGGGCAGGUGCCGUUUCCUCUCCUCCGAGGCGAAGGUCUGAACGGACGGCUUCUUCCAUGGCUGCAUCUUCGUCUCCAAAGAAGACAUGUUUGAGGCCCAGCAGGGCGGACAUCAGUCCGCCUCCUGCGCCGCUCAAGGUGAAGAAGCCCAUCAUUGCUCUGAAGAAAAUUAUGCCACGAUCGAACCGGCAGGUAAAAGAGGCUGCCAUCACACCCCGACGGAGUCCAAGGGUCCCUUUACAAGAAGAUAAGGAGAACGUCCCAGAGGCUGGGAGCCCGCCCGCAAAGGAGGUUGCCAAGGCGAAUUGCACGGAUAAGAAGGUCCUGUCACCGGUUGACGGCAAUAAUGCCGACGGGGCCGACGAGCGGGACGAGGCCAUGGCCAAGCGAGUGCGGAGCUCCUACAGCCGCCUGGAGCUCAGUUUCGUGGGGAAGGAAGGCAAUACCACCUUCUCCUCCACCCCAGACGCCCGCAAGCAGCAGACCCUCUUCGGCUUUGACCGGCUCCUGAUGGAGGAUGGAGCGGAAGCGGAAGCAUUGCCCGCAAACGCCAUAAACACUGGGAAAUGGGCCGAAGCCAUGUUGGAGCUAAACACGGACCUCCCGGGCAUCGCGGGGGAGAAGCAGAACCGCCGGAGGAGGAAGGUGCCCCAGUUCCAGGAAUCUGAGCUGGACGAAUGGAUGGCCCAGAUGAACGCCGAGUUUGAGGAAGCGGAGAAAUUCAAUCUCUUGGUGGAAUGAAGCCUUUUGUGUUGAAAAGCUCAAUGCCCAACCCUUUACUAACAAAUGAGAGACAUUCUGCUCUUCACCUUGGGACUGAAUGCCUUGUACAUUGCGGUGUAUAUUUGCUGUGCAGCUUGAGGCUUGCAUUCCCCGUAUAUGCAUAGCUAGAAUGUUAAUUUUUCUACUUCAUUCGUAGAUAAAACCUGAGGUUUCUUUACAAGGUGUGUUUGUGUAUAUAAUGUUCCUUCCCUCCCCAAAGUCAACCCCGAU